Arvicola amphibius (Eurasian water vole) is the source of this 1812-nucleotide messenger RNA. Its product is annotated as leukocyte immunoglobulin-like receptor subfamily A member 5. Lineage: Eukaryota; Metazoa; Chordata; Mammalia; Rodentia; Cricetidae. Bases 210 to 947 code for a protein of 245 amino acids. The transcript is spliced from 5 exons. Gene Ontology annotation, molecular function: inhibitory MHC class I receptor activity. The record is from RefSeq and is a predicted model, not a curated record. Gene Ontology annotation, biological process: cytokine-mediated signaling pathway.
GUUCUGUCCUGACAGUCACUGCAGUUUCAUUCGUCUGCACAGCUGGGACUCCUGGAAGGAGACAUCAUGAUCUUCACUUUUACAGUGUUCUUUCAUCUUGGAGACCCAGUGGUCUUGAGUGGCUUUGAAGAGGAGAGGAUUUCCUCAAACUUCAGGGAGAAAAUCUCACAGAGAAAUCUCUUUCAGGGCUGAGUCUGGAACCCAGGAGCAUGGUGGUGGCAGAAAAAUUGCACAAACCCACCAUCUGGGCUGAACCAGACUCUCUGGUCACCAAGGGACUGUCUGUUGAUAUCUUCUGUUUUGGAACUGAGGAAGCCCAGAAGUACAAUCUAUAUAAAAAGGAACAUUUAAAACACUUGAAGAUACAGACCUCACUGGAGCCUGGGAACAAAGCCAACUUUUCCAUUCCAUUUAUCACAGAAUAUAAUGCAGGACUAUACUACUGCUGCUAUUUCAGCCCUUCUGGCUUGUCAGAAUGCAGUGACAUCCUAGAGCUUGUGGUCACAGGAUUCUACAGCAAACCCAACAUCUCAGCCCUGCCAAACUCCCUGGUGACCUCAGGAGGGAAUGUCACCCUCCAGUGUAGCUCACAUCAGGGAUAUGGAAGAUACAUCCUUACCAAGGAAGGAGAACAGAAUGUGUCCUGGACUCAGAAUUCCCAGAAACAACCCAACGGACAUUUUAUGGCCUUGUUUCCUGUGGGGCCAGUGACUUCUAAACACAGAUGGGCCUUCAGAUGCUAUGGCUAUUAUGAGAGAACACCCCAGAUGUGGUCAAUGCCCAGUGAGACCCUGCAACUCCUCCUUGUAGAUUCACACUCACAAGACCAUACAGUAGAGAAUCUCAUCAGGAUGGCUGUGGCUGGCUUGGUUCUGGUGGUUCUUGGGAUUCUACUUUUUGAGGCACAAAACAGUCAGAGAAGUCAUCAAGAUUCAGGAUGGAGGUGAACCAGAGAGAAUGGUGCAUCUAUCUCUUAAUGUGGUAGAGGCUUAAAGAGGAAUCCAACAAGUAGAGGAAAUCAUGGAAGUAAAUUUGUGGUACAAGUGUUUGAGCACUGUUGCAUACCCCAAAGAAAACAACUUAUUUGGGUGCAGGGAAAAUGUCAAAGAGAUCUGUGACGAGGACUCUACACCCAUUAAGUUAGAACAGUGUGGUGGCUUGAAGGAGAUGGCCUUCGAAGUCUCAGGCAUUUGAAUGCUUGGUCCUCAUCUGGCGAUGCUGUUUGGAGAGACUUAGGCCAUGUGGUCUUGUCAGAAGAAUUGUGUAACUGGGUUAGGCUUUGGAGCCUUAAAGCUCAUCAUUUCUAGCUCACUCUUGUGUGCUCAUUUUCGACAAGAUUGAAAUAUUCCACUCUGCAGGGAAUCUUCUUAAGCCAGAAGGCAAACAACUCAAAAUAAUCCCAGAGAGGCUCUGAAACUAACAAGAUUUAAUAGGUUCUUUUUUUCCUAAGAGUUAACAAGAAGAGCUGUUGUGAGUUACUCUUAGACAAGGUAAGCUGCAAAGAAGAAUCCGAGACCAGAUCUACUUCCUGGAAAAAUAAAGAAACAACUGAGCUGCCUAGAAGAGGUUUAGACUGAAAUCACCUGGAAAAGACACUCUCCAAUAUGUUUAGCUUGCCUGAAAGCUCUGAAAUGUGUCCUUUGUGAGUUGUCGCCCAUGGUGGCAUUAUUUCUGCUCUUGUAAAUUACCUCAAUAAAACCCAUUGGUUCACCAAAUUGGACUUUAGUGGUAUCCAUACUUUUGUCUGUCAUUGACUCCCUAUUGAGAGAGAGAGAGAGUAUACAUGUAUGCUGUAUUUCCCAGGACAAGUCU